UACAAGGCAAUUCAUUGUUGCCAGUAACCCGCGAAGCUCCUCUGCGUCUCUACCGAAGAGCGCUGACCCCUUUUGAAAUCCCUCCCCAGGUACCACCGCGAACCGUCGAGCUGUCCCCAGCGUUUCGCCGAUCAGUGCGGCUUACUGUUCCCCUUCACGUCUGCCGCGGCAACCCUAAGCCGAACCAACAUCGCCGAACGAACUACCGCCGCGUAUCACACUCCCAGAUGUCAACCGUGUCGGGGAGCGCGUCCAAUGCCUCUCCGCCGGCUACGCGUCCGCCUCAGCAGCACACUCGCACUUACCAGGCCUGCAUCCCUUGCAGGCGCCGCAAGGUCCGCUGCGAUCUAGGUCCCGUUGACAACCCUCAUGACCCACCCUGUGUUCGCUGCCGACGUGAGAGCAAGGAGUGCUUCUUCUCCGCGACUCGUAGAAAGAGGAAGGGACAAGAUGGCCAAGACCUGGACGAGACUCUCGACGACUACGAGAUCCGCAAUGGUAGGAAGCGCUCACGCACCGCGCCCGAAAUCAUUCACGUUGCGCGCCCUCCGAGUGGGAACUAUGUCUCCCAGCCCCUGACCCCCGGUGGCUCUGUGGGAAGAUAUGAGCCUUUGCGACGGCCCACGACACAAUCGAACACGAGCGAAAAUCCGCGCAACGAGGAGGAUGACCAGAAUGUGAGCAAUGCGACCGCUGGCAUACUGCAGACCAAGGAGGUCUUCAGUGGACAUGAUGCCCUGAACUUGCUCUUCGAGGCCGCUGGACGCAAUGGCGACAUUGUCCACCACCGCACUGGCAGCGGCUCGAAUCAUGCUCAGCCAGCUAUGGUCACAGCCCCGACGCCGACAUCCUCGACGCGCUUUGUCAGCCCUCAGAUGACGUCCACGAACAAUUUCGACAACAGGAACCAAGCUCCCCCGGCCCCUGAGCCAUCCUUCGAACCAGCUCGAGAACAGUCGGAAGUCCCAAUACUGCCGGAGCCUCGCAAUGACCCUGCCCUCCCAGCAGCCAUACAAGCGUGGCGCAGAUUCCGUUUGGUGCGCGCAGGCUGGUUGACCGCAAAGGAGGCAAUUGCCUAUAUGGACUAUUUCUAUACCUACCUCUCCCCACUGACUCCAAUCGUCGUGCCCGACUACCGGGAUUACGCACUUCACGCUAAGCUCCUCAAGGAGGAACCUAUGCUGGUUGUGACAAUACUCACCAUCACUUCUCGGUUCGUCAUACCCAACACGGGCGGCGCCAGGACUCGUGGUUAUCAUAUGCACAGCAAGUACUGGGACUAUCUCAAAGGAAUGAUUGACCGCAUGAUAUUCGGACAGGAACAGUUCGGCGGCGGGUUUUGUGGUGCUGGCCAACAACCUGGCUCGGACACAAACCCACUGUCACGCAAAGGACUCCGGACUCUUGGUACCGUGGAGAGCCUUAUGUUACUCACAGAAUGGCACCCGCGCGCUCUUCACUUCCCACCCGGCGACGAUGACGACGAACUCGUACUCCCAGAUGAUCUCGGGGAAGUGGACACGAGGGCCGAGAACAAAGCCAGUGGAGGACAGCGCAUCGAUAGUUGGCUUGAACCCUGCUGGAGAAGUGACCGCAUGUGCUGGAUGCUGCUCGGAAAUGCCACUGCACUUGCAUUCGAGAUCGGUGUUUUUGAUGAUACCAGCGAAGCUGAGUUUGAGGAGGAAAAUCGCCAUUUAUCGCAUGCAACGGUGAAGGCCUACUUCCGCCGAAAGAACCAUCUCAAAGACCUCUUGAAAAUCUACAUCACGCAGACAAGCGGUCGAUUAGGUCUGACCACAAUGCUCCCUAAGCUCGAGCGUAACUACCAGAUACCAACCAAGACGCCCAAUGAGCUUUAUGAAGAGCGCAUUGCACAAAUCAAGCCGCCUCCGCCAAACCUUGGUAUGCGCCCGUCGGGACCGGACGGACAGCGCCUGCCAUUCGAGUCUGUGGCGACCCAACAUCGCCAUGCAGUUCAGGAUCUUGUGCUUGACUUCUGGUCGAGGAUAGCCCUGAUAAUGGACAUGGGCAAUCAGAAACUGUUCCCUAACCGUCGACAGACGCGUGACCUGUUGAAGUCGGGCAAAUAUGAAGAACUAUUGCGUUACUUUCAGACUCCGCUGCUGGACUGGAGUAGGUCUUUCGCCUUGGCAGACAAAGUCCCUAAGCAACUCAGAUACGUCCUCACUAUUGAGUAUGAGUACACUCGCGUCUACCUCAACUCACUGGCGUUGCAGGCCGUGGUGGAACGUUGUACCCACAAUACGCCGCAGCAGCAACACUCAAACCUGAACGGGUCCUCAAGGGAUCGCGAUGGCGGCGCGAUUCCGUUCAGUACCCUCGUCAAAUGGUAUGGCAAUGACCGGCACUACAUCUCUGAGGUCAUCGACGCCAGUCGCAAUGUGUUGAAGGCCGUCGUGGAAGGACUGUAUCCAGGGGACUACCUCCGCCAUGCACCCGUGCGCACCUUCUUCCGCAUCGUCUCAGUCGCCAUCAUACUUCUUAAAACUUUUGCUCUGGGUGCCACGGAGGACGAUGUGGCCUACUCCCUUGGUCUUCUGGAUCGCGCAGUGGGAGCCCUUCGGACGUCAAUUGUCGACGAUGUUCACGUUGGCAAUCGGUUUGCCGAGCUGGUGGAGACGCUCACCAGACGCAUUCGGUCGAGGUUUGUCCGCCUCUCAGCCAAUGCUUCAACAGGUAUCUCCCGUGCUGGGAGCCGUUCUCCGACUCGAAACGGCGCACUGACACCGACGAUGGGCCCUCCUCGUCAACCAAUUCAAUCUCAGAAUGGCGCAGGGCAGCAUCUACAACCCCCAUAUAGCGGCCCAGGAGCUGGCUAUACGAGCGCUACCACUUCCGUGCCCGGAUCGCCUUCACUGAAUCUCACAUCUGGUCGCCAAACGCCCAACCCCUCCCUCUGGGGCAUUUCAGCCGAACCGUACGACCCCAACUCGGGUCAACAUUCUCUCAUGCCGCCUCCGGGAUUCAACCCGAACGGCUCCAGCUUCGACUACAUGCAGCAAAACCAGAAUUAUAACAAUGUCAAUGGCUAUGAUAAUUCGAGCAGUUUCAACCAAGGCGAUCAGGAUUGGUUGACCUUGCCGCUUGAUCCUUUGCUCAAUCAAUGGGGUGCCGAUAUCACUCAGACAGCCAUGGGUCCGGAUGUCGGUGGCAUGGAUAUGCUGGACAUCCUGUUGAAUAUGGGCGGUGGACCUCCUGGGAGCGCUUAGAUGGUGCUCAGAGAGUGUGACGAUGAUAGAGGAUUGGACCACGAGGACCGUGUUCUUCGUAUGUUGCGAUUUUGGAGCGGGCGAGUUUCCGAGUUUUGAUACCCUGCUGUGUAUGUUAUCGACUCUUUUGCCUGGUUGGGGUCUUGUCGUUGAAGCGUUUCUGUUUUGGUCCGUAACUUUGGCGAACGGCGUUCCGUCAGAAUGGAGUAUUAUUAAUGCAUCGG
Molecule: messenger RNA, 3454 nt
Organism: Westerdykella ornata
Lineage: Eukaryota; Fungi; Ascomycota; Dothideomycetes; Pleosporales; Sporormiaceae
Exons: 2
Coding region: 228-3230 (1000 amino acids)
Biological process (GO): positive regulation of transcription by RNA polymerase II; aromatic amino acid catabolic process
Cellular component (GO): nucleus
Molecular function (GO): DNA-binding transcription factor activity, RNA polymerase II-specific; zinc ion binding
Source: RefSeq, a predicted model, not a curated record